Suillus subaureus is the source of this 1647-nucleotide messenger RNA. RefSeq names its product NADP-dependent oxidoreductase domain-containing protein. The transcript has 13 exons. The record is from RefSeq and is a predicted model, not a curated record. NCBI's taxonomy places the organism in Eukaryota, Fungi, Basidiomycota, Agaricomycetes, Boletales, Suillaceae. The coding region runs from base 178 to 1257 and encodes 359 amino acids.
CUUUCGGGAACGAUUGGGGACAUAGAUGAUUGAUGAUUGGCCGGGAUUCAAGUAUCAAUUAGUGGUGAUGGCGGCCCGCAGCAGCAAUGAUUGAAUUCUUUAAAUACUGUCGCGCACUCAAACUUCAAGGCUUAUUCCUCUUGCUCAACUCUUACUUUCAAUAUCUCUCGCGUAACAAUGGCUUCUGGAUCUGAUGUCAAGGUCGAAUUUGACCCCAAGAACAUGCCUUUCCGCAGGCUUGGUCCUAGUGGUCUCCGAGUCCCUGUCUUCUCGCUUGGUGGAUGGCUUACUCUUGGUGGAAGUGUGAUCGGUGACCCAGUGAAGGAUAUAAUGAAAGCCGCAUUCGACAAUGGUAUUAACAUGUUCGAUACCGCGGAGGCUUACGCAAAAGGCAGGUCCGAGGUGGAAAUGGGUCGUGUAAUUAAGGAGCUCGGCCUCCGCCGGACAGAUCUUAUCAUCACUACCAAACUAUUCUGGGGUCUGCGCGCCGGUCCUAAUGAUGGAGGUCUCUCGAGGAAACAUAUUAUUGAAGGAACUAAGGAGUGUCUCGAGCGUCUUGGUCUUGACUACGUCGAUGUUAUCUUUGCGCACCGCCCAGAUGCAUCAGUCCCCAUGGAAGAGAUAGUGCGCGCAUUCAACUGGGUGAUUGAGAAGGGCUGGGCAUUCUACUGGGCAACGUCCGAAUGGUCCGCAUACGAUAUUGAGGAGGCGCAGCACAUCGCGACGAAGCUUGGACUUCAUGGACCUAUCGCCGAGCAAUGUCAACACAACAUGUUCCAUCGUGAGCGCCCUGAGAAGGAAUACCGCCCUUUGUAUAAGAAAUACCAGCUGGGCACAACCGUCUUCUCCGCUCUUGCUAGUGGUCUUCUUACUGGAAAGUACAACGCCGGUAUCCCAGAGGGGACCCGUUUCUCGACGCACUCCAACUUUUUCAAGGGCACGGUGGACAGUUUGCAAAAGGAGGAGGGUCUCACAAAGAUCCGCAAGGUCAAUGAGUUGAGCGUACUCGCAGAACAAGAGCUUGGUUGCACCAUCACGCACCUGGCACUUGCGUGGAUCGCAAAGAACCCGAAUACAAGCACUGUCAUCCUCGGAGCCUCGAAGCCUGAGCAAGUCCUUGAUAACUUAAAGGCUCUCGACGUCAUUCCCAAACUCACCCCUGAGAUAAUGGACAAGAUUGAAGCAAUUCUGGAGAAUCAGCCGGCUGCCCCGCCAACAUUUGGCCGCCCGGCACUGGAUAUUAACGGCCGUCUGUGAAAAGAAAGGAUUGAUGGAAUCUACCUCAUGGUCAGAAAAUAAAUUCCCAGUGUCAAUAGUGUCGAGGUGUUAUAUAAGUCCCGUGACUGAUCCAUGUGAACAUUAAAAUUUCGUUUUGCCAUGAGGUGGGGGAACACGGAGCCCGCGAUUCGACAGAUGAGUCUUAUGACCUUCCGAGAGUAAGUAUUCAUGACAUCGUGAUGAAGGUAUUGGCUGUGAAGCAUGAGUAAGAACUCACACUCACACGUAUCAGCUGUACAUGGUCUACCAGCAAGACUCGGCUUGAAUCGCUCUUGAUUCCAGUUGGUUUAUCGCACGCCGGAAACUUUCGCUUUGUGCUUGAAAUGGGGUCUGAUGAAGUACGAGAGAUGAAGAAAGUCGAUGUUGAAG